AUGAGUUUAGUACAGUGUAAUCAUCUUACACUUUCCAAUGAACACUGUACAUCAAACAGUCAUGUGAGUGUUCUAUGUUCAUCAGUACCGACCACAACUGCUCCAAGCACCACAGAAACGACAACUACAGCAACCACGACAAAAACCACAACAACCACCACGACUUCAAGAACAACACCGACUGUUACAUUGUGUCCAAUGAUAUCAUCACCUAUGGUUCCAUCGAAUAAUACGCUGCCGGCACAGUGUUCAACAUAUAAAACUGUCACUGAUGGCAGUCGUCGUGUAACUGCUCCAUCUGGUAUCUUUAGUGAUCUUGGUUAUCCGUUUAAUAUUUCUACAACUGGCGCAUGGGUACGCUUUAUGGGCGAUGCCGGAACACAGUUAGUUAGUUGUCCAAUAAGUGGUAAUAGAUGUGGAGCGCAGUAUACUCUCUGGUACGGUAACAAUCAUCCGUCAACAACUGGAGGAACAUCUUCUGGAUUAGUUUGUUAUACAGUAGGCAGUGCCCAAUGUUACUUGACAAACUCCAUCUCAGUUACAAACUGUAAUGGAUUUUUUAUAUAUUUAUUAACUAAAACAGUGUAUAGCUAUGCAAGGUAUUGUACGCAAUGA
This is a messenger RNA of Didymodactylos carnosus, 615 nucleotides long. The record is from the annotation of a GenBank genome assembly. NCBI's taxonomy places the organism in Eukaryota, Metazoa, Rotifera, Eurotatoria, Philodinida, Philodinidae.